AAAUGGGAAACAGCAUAUGCUCCCACUGAGUCCAAAGUCAUAAGCCAUUUCCAAGUUCCAACACCAUAAAAAGUAGUGUGUGUAGACUGUCUGUAACCAAUAAUAUAAUUCAACAGAAAGAAAAAGCCACCCCCUCCGCCAUCGAUCGAGUCCCGUCCCGUCCCGGCCAAGGACUGCAACGCAUUACAACGGUCUACUAUUCUAAUCAUAUAUCGCUCCUCUUCAAAUUCACAGAGAGGUUUUACAGAAAGUGGGAGAAUAUCAAUUCUUCCGCUCAGGUAGCGUACGUCCGCCAUGAGCGACGGACACAAUAACAAUGACCUCCCAAAUCAUCCCGUAGCUUCUCUGGACCUGAAAAGUCUCAAGGUCAUCUCCGCCCUUGGCCGUGGUGCUAAAGGCGUCGUGUUUUUGGUUCGAUCAGAAAACGGAGAAUCUCUUGCUCUCAAAGCAAUUUCGAGAGCUUCUAUCGAGAAAAAUCACAAGACUGAUGCUGCUUCCACUGAUCGCCGCCCGGCCGACGAAGAAUACAGAAGAAUUUGCUUCGAGCGGGAUGUUUUAGCCUCCUUAAACCAUCCUCUCCUGCCUAAACUCCGCGGCGUCUUAUCCACUGACAAGAUCAUCGGUUACGCCAUCGAUUACUGUCCCGGCCGCGAUCUUAAUUCCCUCCGCAGAAAACAAACCGAGAAAAUGUUCUCCGACGAUAUCAUCAGAUUUUACGCUGCUGAGAUAGUGCUAGCUUUGGAGUAUUUACACGGAUUGGGAAUUGUGUAUAGAGAUUUAAAGCCGGAAAAUGUGAUGAUCCAGGAGAACGGUCACCUAAUGCUAGUGGAUUUCGAUCUCUCCGCAAAGCUCUCCGCCAAAUCUCCCGAGGCUCGUCGACUCGGUGACUCAUCGCCUAGUUCCUUGUCGAUCAAGAACAAGCAUAGGAAUAGGAAGAAAAACAGGCAGAGAUUUCCAGAGUUCUUAAGCUUCUGCAAAUCCGGGAUAACUGAGUCCGACUCGGUGCAUCCGGUUGAAUUCAGCAGUGAGUCCGGGAGACAGGAAUCGGAUUCCGUAGAAAAGUCCAACUCAUUCGUGGGGACGGAGGAAUACGUGGCUCCCGAGAUUUUAAUCGGGAAAGGUCACGAUUUCGCGGUGGAUUGGUGGUGCUUGGGCGUCAUGUUGCAUGAGAUGCUCUACGGGACGACGCCGUUUAAGGGGUCCAACCGGAAGGAGACUUUCUAUCGGAUUCUAGCGAAAGAUCCGGAGCUGGUGGGGGAGCCCACGCCCUUGAGGGACUUGAUCAAGAAGCUGCUUGAAAAGGAAGCAAAAAGAAGGAUCUCCGUGGAGGGAGUCAAGGGCCAUGAUUUCUUUAAAGAUGUUGAUUGGGCCCAUAUUUUGGAAAUCCAACGGCCGCCUUUUAUUCCAGCGGCCGAGGAUACCCAACAGGGGAAUAAGGACAUUGACGUGGAGUCAUUUGUCCAGCAAGUGUUUAACGCAGGGAUCGAUGGUGAUGAAAAAGUCGGCAACAAGGAAAAUUCGGAAAACAAGAAGAAUAUUUUAGAUCAUAAAAACAAAGGAGUGUGGGUUGAAGGGUUGAAUAAUCCUCCCGCUCAAAGCGCGAAUUUUUUUAUUUUUUAGUUCAUAUCGUAAUUUUUUUUUUUUCAUUUGAUUAAUUGGAUCGAUGAGAGUGUAUGACCCAUAUAACCAUCCCCUUAUGAAGCCCUAACAUGUAGUCAAAUCCAAAUCUCUGAUUUAUCUACGAAGGAUACUAGGAUUAUUCAACCAUGCCACAUCGAGAAGAUUAGGUCUUAA
This is a messenger RNA of Coffea eugenioides, 1794 nucleotides long. RefSeq names its product serine/threonine-protein kinase OXI1. The coding region runs from base 295 to 1620 and encodes 441 amino acids. Lineage: Eukaryota; Viridiplantae; Streptophyta; Magnoliopsida; Gentianales; Rubiaceae. Gene Ontology annotation, cellular component: cytoplasm; nucleus; plasma membrane. The transcript has 2 exons. Gene Ontology annotation, biological process: protein phosphorylation. The record is from RefSeq and is a predicted model, not a curated record. Gene Ontology annotation, molecular function: ATP binding; protein serine/threonine kinase activity.